ACAGCUUUGGAGACCCAGGCUCCUGGCAAAUAAUAAGUGGAAAGCCAAUUUGAAGAAAACAAAGUCGAACUGAGUUUUAAGGUGCCAGGUUCGGGAGAGAAGACCGUCUGCAUCAGCUGCUGAUAAAGUUGGGGGCUAGUUUUAAGGGAAGCGAGGGUACUAGGUUUUUACCAACAGCCAACGCUGCUGGCACUCGAUCGGGUGCUGCCCAAACAGGCCAUCAGAAAGAGGAAAAGUGGUGGCGGGCACACCAUGAUCUUGGGCUUUUUAAUUAUUUUAAGUCUUUAAAUGACUUCUUCAAGGCCAGAAGGGCAUGGCCAAGGUGUGAUUUUGAUUGGUUAAGGGGGCUUUGGCUGAGCCCUAGAAUGAAGUAACUCUAUUAUUACUCAAGCAAAGCGGGAACCCAUUAUGCCCCCGUUUACCGUCCUUUACCGUGCCUUUUUGCUGGGCAUAAAACCAUACUCACCAAUCCCACCUAAAACGGAAGGCCGAGAGCCCACGCUUUGGUGCGCACGAGGGCCGUGAACUGCUCCUGUUUGCCGGAGGCGAGAGGACCCUGGAAGCCGAGGAAGGGGUAAGAAGUCUUCGGGUCCCAGCCUCGCCGGGAGCAAAGGCCUUGGAGGCUCUGAGGAAGGAGGAGCGCGCCAAGAUGGGCUGGCUGAGGAGCCUUCUCCGCGCCAGGAACCUGCUGCUGGUGGUCCUGGUGCCGCUCCUGCUGCUGCCGCUGCCCUUGCUGCACCCCAGCAGCGAGGCGGCGUGCGCGUACGUGCUGAUCGUGACUGCGGUGUACUGGGUGUCUGAGGCGGUGCCUCUGGGAGCUGCCGCCCUGGUGCCCGCCUUCCUCUACCCCUUCUUCGGAGUCCUCCGAUCCAGCGAGGUGGCCGCUGAGUACUUCAAGAACACCACCCUGCUGCUGGUGGGCGUCAUCUGCGUGGCAGCCGCCGUGGAGAAAUGGAACCUACACAAACGUGUCGCCUUGCGCAUGGUCAUGAUGGCCGGAGCCAAGCCGGGCAUGCUGCUGCUUUGCUUCAUGUGCUGCACCACGCUGCUGUCCAUGUGGCUGUCCAACACGUCCACCACGGCCAUGGUCAUGCCCAUCGUGGAGGCCGUGCUGCAGGAGCUGGUCGGCGCCGAGGAGGAGCAGCUCGUGGCCGGCAGCCCCAGCGAGGAGGAGGCAGAGGCCACGAAUCAUGAUGCAAACAACAGCCAGCCCUGCCUGGAACUCAUCUUUGUCAAUGAAGACUCCUCUGCGGACCUCACUUCUCUGAUGCAGAACAAGAACCUGAACGGUGUGCCCACCCCUGUCAAAACAGCAGGCCCCCCGGGCAGGAAGCCGCACCUGUCUCAGGAAAAGCCACGUGCCCUGGCCCCCCGCCCCAGGAAGCAGGAACGCGGCAGAAAGUACAAGUCCCAGCACGACCAGAUGAUCUGCAAAUGCCUCUCCCUGAGCAUCUCGUAUGCCGCCACCAUCGGGGGCCUGACCACCAUCAUCGGCACCUCCACCAGCCUCAUUUUCCUGGAACAUUUCAACAACCAGUAUCCCGCUGCAGAGGUAGUCAACUUCGGCACCUGGUUCCUCUUCAGCUUCCCCAUCUCCCUCAUCAUGCUGGUGGUGAGCUGGUUCUGGAUGCACUGGCUGUUUCUGGGCUGCAACUUUCGAGAGACCUGCUCUCUGAGCAAGAAGAAGAAGACCAAAAGGGAAGAAGUAUCAGAGAAGAGGAUCCAAGAAGAGUAUGAAAAGCUGGGAGACAUCAGCUACCCUGAAAUGGUCACUGGAUUUUUCUUCAUCCUUAUGACCGUGCUGUGGUUCACCCGGGAGCCUGGCUUUGUUCCCGGCUGGGAUUCUUUCUUUGAAAAGAAAGGCUACCGCACCGACGCCACGGUCUCUGUCUUCCUUGGCUUCCUCCUCUUCCUGAUUCCAGCCAAGAAACCUUGCUUUGGGAAAAAGAAGGAUGGGGAGAACCAGGAGCCCUCCCCGGGGAUGGAGCCCAUCAUCACGUGGAAGGACUUCCAGAAGACCAUGCCCUGGGAGAUUGUCAUCCUGGUGGGAGGAGGCUACGCUCUGGCUUCUGGCAGCAAGAGCUCUGGACUGUCCACGUGGAUUGGACACCAGAUGCUGUCCCUGAGUAGCCUCCCUCCGUGGGCUGUCACCCUGCUGGCAUGCAUCCUGGUGUCCAUUGUCACAGAGUUUGUGAGCAACCCAGCCACCAUCACCAUCUUCCUGCCCAUCCUGUGCAGCCUGUCCGAAACACUGCACAUUAAUCCUCUCUACACCCUGAUCCCAGUCACCAUGUGCAUCUCCUUUGCAGUGAUGCUGCCUGUGGGCAACCCCCCCAACGCCAUCGUCUUCAGCUAUGGGCACUGCCAGAUCAAAGACAUGGUGAAAGCUGGCUUGGGGGUCAAUGUCAUUGGCCUGGUAAUCGUGAUGGUGGCCAUCAACACCUGGGGAGUGAGUCUCUUCCACCUGGACACUUUUCCGGCCUGGGCCAAGGUCAGCAACAUCACUGAUCAAGCUUAACGCUAACAGGCAAAUGGCCAAAGAACUGCCAGUGCCCAGCAGAACUGGACUCACCAAAACACACAACCCCACCAGAACAUUCUGCCAUCUACCACUUCCAAGUGCAGUACACGAAGCCUCCAGCGACCAAAAUCACCUGCAGAUGUGUCUUCGCUGCCCUCUUUCCUUAUCACCAUAGCUCAAGAAAACCUAACAUUCUCCUCACCUCCUUUAACCUAGUCUCUCCAGUCUGUUCUUUCCAAAGGCAGAAAGAGAAGCCUCAGCUGCCCCUCAGAAGUGACGAGCCUUACAACCUGACUGGCCUCGAUGUUAUUCUGAGUAUCACAGUCCUUCCUUAGGAGGAGAAAUUCAAGUCAUCCCACCUCUGCACCGAUAGUGAAACCAGUGACAUCUCCCCUUUAGGGAAAAAACCUCACCCAGAACUUGAGACCUAACAUUAGCUCGUUUCUCUUAAGUCUUCUAAAGUUCGCUCCACAAAAGGCGAUUCUGUGUGUCUUUUGUGGCAAUCAGUCCAUUAUUAUCCCUGCUCUGAUUCCCUUCCGGGCAUUUCCCUUCAGUGGCUUCUCUUUACCUUGACACCAAGUUCCUGUAAAGCAAUAGUGCUCCCCUUUGGAAAGAGGCUGGUGCUGUUUGUUCUCUUUGUCAAAGGAAAAGGAAGUAAAAAAGAAGGUGCACACUGAGAUUCUCUCCAUUCAUUGCUAUCAAGACCACUGUGUUGGUUAAGUGUUGGAAAGGAGAAAAAACUUUCAUCCUGCCUUAUAAAGGACACCAGCACUGUCACUAAGACUCCAGUCGCUGGUAAUGAUACUCGACUGGCUUCCUUCUAGAUGUAUUGGGUAGUUCGCUUCUGAGAAGACAAAGCACAGAUGGUCCAAAGGCAUCAGUCACUUUCUGCAAGUCAGUGCGUCGCUGUGGGAAGGGACAUGUCUUCUGUGCCUUGAAGACUCCAGCAACAUACACAAUAAACUCUAACCGCCCAAUAAAUGUUUUAAGAAAACCAUUUUGGAAACCACUUUGAUGGCCUCCUUCCUCCUGAGGCCCGGCCACCUUCGCGUAAUGCCGGCUGUGUCUGGACAGAGCUCCCCACGCAGCCGUGUGCCAGUAUCCCCAUUUCUGGCUGGCACUGUCAGUUACUUGCUAAGCACAUCUUACAGGAGAAGGUAUGCCCCAGGGUUAUUACACUGUUUUAACUGAUUCUAGUUACUACUGCUAGCAGGUACAGUUGUCCCACAAUAAUUUAUCAAUAAAAUCACUG
This is a messenger RNA of Condylura cristata (star-nosed mole), 3773 nucleotides long. RefSeq names its product solute carrier family 13 (sodium/sulfate symporter), member 4 (gene SLC13A4). Bases 650 to 2518 code for a protein of 622 amino acids. Gene Ontology annotation, molecular function: transmembrane transporter activity. The record is from RefSeq and is a predicted model, not a curated record. NCBI's taxonomy places the organism in Eukaryota, Metazoa, Chordata, Mammalia, Eulipotyphla, Talpidae. Gene Ontology annotation, biological process: monoatomic anion transmembrane transport. Gene Ontology annotation, cellular component: membrane. The transcript has 16 exons.